Messenger RNA from Prorocentrum cordatum, 613 nucleotides. The record is from the annotation of a GenBank genome assembly. Lineage: Eukaryota; Dinophyceae; Prorocentrales; Prorocentraceae.
AGCGGGCGAAGGCCCUGUGGCUCAACAGGGGCCGCGGGGUCUUGCCCGGGGAGGCGCCGCGGCGCGGUGAGGCCCCAGCGCGCAGGCGGCGGCGGCGGGUCGGGCAUUGCUGAGGGGGGGGGGCUCCGCCGCCGCUUCUCCUGCGCGCCGGGCGCCGGGCGGCCCGCGCCGUGCGGGGGGGCGCCGGUCAUCCGCGCCGCCCCGCGGGGGAGCGGUCGCCGCGGGGGCUUGCGCGGGGUCCAUGAGGACCUGCCACGUCCGGCAGGGCGGCGAGGCCUCCCCGCCGCCAUGCGAGCACCACGUGUCGUCCGACGGCGCGGGGCUCCUGGCCAGCGUCUGCGAGGGCUCGGGCGUCCUCCGAGGCUCGCUGGUAUACUUCACCACCGACAUGGAGCAGCGCAUCGCCGAGGCGAUCCUGAGGGGCGACGCGGAGCAGCCCAGCUCGGCCCGGACGCCCCGGCGCCCGCGGGCCUCCCCAGGGUACUCAGUGGAGAGCCACCACAACAGCCUGGAGGGCCGCGCGGCGGGCGCGGCGUCUCCGCGGGCCGCCGCAGGUCCCACGGCAGACCGCGGGGCGGCCCCCUCCAGCGCGGCGCGCGCCGCGGCGCGGUCC